This is a messenger RNA of Menidia menidia (Atlantic silverside), 1731 nucleotides long. NCBI's taxonomy places the organism in Eukaryota, Metazoa, Chordata, Actinopteri, Atheriniformes, Atherinopsidae. The record is from the annotation of a GenBank genome assembly.
AUGUUCAGACACGUUGAGUACGCUGGUGGGGACAAAACAGCUGGUGCUGCUCUGGUGCCCGGUGCUGACCGCCCGUCCUCCUGUCCAGCCUCUCCCUGUCCGGGUGUUCUCUGUGUGGCUGACGAAGAGGCUGCCGGUCAGAGGGAGGAAGGCUUUGAUGCUGGCGGGAGAGAUGCUGUGGAGGAGAAGGAGGUCUGUGCUGCUGGCUCAGACACUCACGUAGAUGCGCGUGGGGUCAAACGGACACUCGGUGGUGACGCUGGAGUAGCCGAUGGCGUCGGGAAAGCGGCAGUGGCUCAGGAGGCUCCGCCCACCCUGAACCACGGCCAUCACCACCGACACCAGGAGGCCCAGGGCCGAGGCGGCCGCCAUGAGGGCCGACAGCAGGCUGACCGCCAACAGGGACCAGGACUCAAACAUCUGAAGCAGCUUCUCUUUAGCGUCACGACUCAGACAGAAAGAGAGCUGCCAGAUAUCAAAGUGAGCACCGGAGGCCGACAGCGCCACCACGUUGGCCACGGCGUAGUCGGGGGCCCGGGCCUGCGGCGGCGGGCCCCCCCGCCGCAGCACCACGCCGUGCACCAGCGCGCCCAGCAGGAAGUUGAGGUGGCCCAGCACGAUCAGGCCCAGCCCCAUCUUCAUCAGGGCGGGGGGCUCCUGCAGGCCGCCGCAACACACACCUGGGGGGGGACAGGCUGGGUCAAAGAGCCAUCACAGAUGAUGUUACAUCACCAGCGGGGCUGUAUGGAUCACGUGCGCGGGCGGCGGGUCAGAGGCACGGCGGGGGGCGCCCGCAAAGGUUUCCUUCACCGAAUCUCACCUGUGCCACCCCAGCACCACACCCAAACAAACAUGAUAGAAGAUUUCACAAAUGUUGAGCACCACACACAGGACAGACGCACCCACCAUAAAGUAAGAGAAAACCGUCUUCUCCGUGGGGCGGGAUACGUAGCAGUCCACCCGGUUUGGACAGGGGCUGGAGUCACACUGGACUCUCCUGGGAAGCUUGAAGCUGUCGUAGACACGGUUGAGCAGGUAGAGAAAAGCGAUCUCAAAGCUGGUUUUGGCGAAGAGACUCAACAGGUAGGUCCACCAGAGGCCGCCGUGCUUCUGGCCGGGGUUGGGGUAGAGUUGGGCGCUCUUGCCGUGCUUCUCGCGGUGCUUGUGCUCCCGCUUCUCCCGAUAGGCCACGUGCAGUACCACCAUGAAGGAAGGGCAGGUGACGAAGAUGAGCUGAAGGGCCCAGAGGCGAGUGUGAGAGAUGGGGAAGUGGUGGUCAUAGCAGAUGUUGGUGCAGCCUGGUUGGCGGGUGUUGCAUUCAAAGUCCCCCUGGUCAUCGCUCCAGACCCGCUCAGCGGCGACCACAAAGACCAACACCCGAAAGACAAAGACCACCGACAGCCAGAUCCGCCCGAAGCCAGACACGUGAAGGGUCACCAUAAGGGAGGGGCAGGUGACGAAGAUCAGCUGGAGGGCCCAGAGUCUGGUGUAGGAGAUGGGGAAGUAAUGGUCGUAGCAGACGUUGUGGCAGCCGGGCUGGAGGGUGUUGCAGUCAAAGUCCUUCUGCUCGUCCGCCCACACCUUCUCGCAGGCCACAAGAACGACCAGCAGCCGGAAGAUGAAAACGAUGGCCAGCCAGACACGGCCAAACGCGGUGGAAUACUUGUUGACCCCGCUGAGGAGCCCCUGCAGGAAAGCCCAGUUCAUGGCGUCGUUUUAAAGAGUCACUAG